CCGAUUUGAACGAGUCGGUAUGUCAUGCUCUGUUUCCAUCCACUCCCACCCUCAGGUACUACUGCUCUAGUAUCUAAUGUCUUCUUUCCACCUCAAGCGCGGCGAUAUUCUGGAAAAAAAGGGGGAAGACGAAGGCCUAUCUGGUAGGCUACUGAAGCAGGGAAUGGAUUGGAUCAAUCUUCGGAGUGCAGUACGCGAAAUGGCCUACAACUCGCGAAAUUUUGCACACGAGUAUCACAAACGUCACCAAGAAACAGACUCGAUUAAAGAUCUACUCGAUGCCAUCGACAACUUGUCGGACGGUAUCAGCAAGCAAAUAAGCCGGCUGGACGAGAUCUCCAAGGACCUGAUUCAAAUGGAAUUCAACUUGGUAUCCAUCAAUGAGGCUCGGAAGUCGACAAGCCUGUCGACAAGCAUGAAGCGCCUGAGUUGGAUUACGUUCACCUUUCUCCCCCUUACUUUCAUAUCUGGCCUCUUCGGUAUGAAUGUCGAUAUUCUCGAAUCCAACCCAUACUGGUGGUGGUACAUUCCAUUUGCCGUCGGCACAAUGCUCAUCACAGCCACUGUGUGGAUAAUCUUCAAAUUGAACCCUCAUCUGGAGGAUAAAAUUGAAAAGGAGUUCCGUAGGCUAAUAUGUGGGGAACGGCCGCGAGUGAGAAGAUGAGCCGGCCGGAUUCAUCGGAGGAUUGGCAGGGAAGAAGUUAACGGUGAUGGGGGUAGGGUGACUCCGACUCUCGAACGCUACCAGGUAGUAUUUAUA
Ilyonectria robusta is the source of this 760-nucleotide messenger RNA. Its product is annotated as cora-like Mg2+ transporter protein-domain-containing protein. The transcript has 6 exons. Gene Ontology annotation, biological process: metal ion transport; transmembrane transport. Gene Ontology annotation, cellular component: membrane. Gene Ontology annotation, molecular function: magnesium ion transmembrane transporter activity; cobalt ion binding; cobalt ion transmembrane transporter activity. The record is from RefSeq and is a predicted model, not a curated record. Bases 77 to 664 code for a protein of 195 amino acids. Lineage: Eukaryota; Fungi; Ascomycota; Sordariomycetes; Hypocreales; Nectriaceae.